Messenger RNA from Benincasa hispida (wax gourd), 1965 nucleotides. RefSeq lists its product as uncharacterized. Gene Ontology annotation, molecular function: cyclase activity. The record is from RefSeq and is a predicted model, not a curated record. Lineage: Eukaryota; Viridiplantae; Streptophyta; Magnoliopsida; Cucurbitales; Cucurbitaceae. Gene Ontology annotation, biological process: sesquiterpene biosynthetic process.
AAGAAAAAAAGUGAGAGACCAUCUUCACUUUUUGGACCAUAUGUGAUUCCUAAUCAUGUCUCAUUUUGGUUUUGGUUCUCACAGUUUCAAAAUUGAAAAGAAAAAGGGGAAUUUAUCCUCCUACUCCUUUGCUUUGAUGAGCAGCUCGGAACUGCAACUCAGGAGUCAAGGACUCAGCUUGUUGAGCAUCCUAAGGCUUGUAAAUGGAUUCAAGAGAACCUUCAACUCUAAGUUCUGCCUAUUAUGAACAUGGGAGCAAGUGUAACGACGAGCUUCGCGGUUUGAUAUCCCAAAGGAAUCUACUUGGGGAUGAAGAUUCAAAGAUUGGCUCAGCAAAUUUGCCCUCCCCAUCUGCUAAGUUUCAGAAAAUAGCAGACAGAAUGGAUGAGAUUUCGCAGUCUGUCCCUUCUUCUAGAGGGAUUCUUGAACAGAACAUCAAGUUAAGAUCUUCCAUAGCAUUUUGGAAAGAGUGGAUCAAAGACCCUCUGAACAUUGCCUUUCUUUUGUGGAUGAUGUGUGUUGCGAUUUCGGGAGCUGUCCUCUUUCUUGUAAUGACUGGAAUGUUAAACAAUCUCCUGCCAAGUAAAUCACAGAGAGAGGUUUGGUUUGAGGUUAAUAACCAAAUCCUGACUGCUCUCUUCACUCUCAUGUGUUUGUAUCACCAUCCUAAGCGGAUUCACCACGUAAUACUUCUGUGUAGGUGGAAACCAAGCGACAUCUGUAUACUGCGAAAAAUGUACUGCAAAAAUGGAACUUACAAGCCACAUGAAUGGAAGCACAUGAUGGUUUUACUUUUAUUGCUUCACAUAAACUGCUUUGCCCAAUAUGCUUUAUCUGGCCUUAAUUUGAGCUACAAGAAACCUGAAAGAUCAGUUUUUGGAGUUUCAAUCUGCCUUGCUGUUGCAAUCAUUUCUGCUGCAGGUGCUGGUUUAUACUCCAUUUUCAGCCCACUUGGAAAGGAAUACAACUGCGAUGAAGAUGAGGAAAAUCCAAACCGAAUCGAAGAGAGCAUCUCAUUUGCUUCAAGAAUUGUUGACAAGCCUCAAUGGAGAGGGGGUCUGUUUCAUUUCCUUGAUGACAUUAAGACAGCCUUCCUAUCCCUCUUCUGCAGCUUCUGUUUAUUUGGAUGGAACAUGGAAAGGCUAGGAUUUGGGAACUUGUACGUGCAUGCUGCGACAUUUGUAAUCUUUUGCACUGCCCCACUUUGUUUGUUUGGUUUGGCAGCUAAUAUUGUGGAUCCUUGGUCUGUCAAAAUAGCUUUCAGUUUAACUGGCAUUCUUCUUUCUGUGUUUGGGCUGCUUUAUGGAGGAUACUGGAGGAUUCAAAUGAGGAAACGGUUCGACUUGCCGAAGAACAACUCGUGUUGGGGUAAACCAAAUGUUGCAGACUGUGCACAGUGGCUUUUUUGCUGCUGCUGCUCUCUUGCUCAGGAGGUUAGGACAGCUGAUUACUAUGAAACAAUGGAGGAAAACCUCUGCAAAAACCGAACGAAUGACAACGAUGGGAACAAAAUUCUUUCGCCAUUACCUCGUGAAGGUGGAACAAUUCAUGAGCUUAGAUCAAACCUGGCUUCACCAAUCUGGGAUAGUGUAAAGUUAACUGAGUUGAUGGCGAAAAAAGAUUUGAAUUCAAUCAGGUUGUUAUAUGAAACUGAUGGAGUAGAGCAGCUUAUGAAUCCCCCAUCUCCAUCAUCAAUGCAAAGAGAUGGUUUUGAGCUGAAAAUGACCAAAAAUCUUGCUGGAGAAAGGCCAUUGAGUCUCUGAGGAAUUUUAUACAUUCUAUUUUGUUUUGUUUUGGCCAAUGGCCAUGUUUGAACUGAACUAAUCUAUAGUUUUAUGUGUAUUAUUAUGUAAAUUCAUUGAGUAUAUAUGUUCAUUUAGUGCUUGUUUAACAUAUAAUAAGUAUGGUUAAAGUGAGCAUUGUUACUCCACUUGUUUGUAUUAAAAGAAAUACUUAAAACAGUAA